AUGCGGUCGAGUCUGCUCGCUCUUGCGAUUGCCGCCGCUAGCUGUCAUGCUGCAACACUCUGGGUUAUAGGCGAUUCGACAGCAGCCCAGGGCGGCCCAGAGAUGAUGCCCGGCGUGGUAGGUUUCGGCGCCUUUCUGAAUGACUACGUGGACAUGGAGGUCAUGAACUGGUCACUCGGUGGUGGCACAAUCAGGACGGUGACAGAGAUUGGCAUUAUCGACAAGAUCGCCACACUUGUCAAGCCUCACGAUUGGGUUGUCUUCGAGAUUGCUCAUAAUUCACGAGGCGAUCCGGCAGUCUCACACAAAGCCGACUGUCCUGACGACGGCAGCCACAAGGCUAUCUGUCAUGCAGCCAAUGGCGCUCGUGUCUCAACGUACUAUGCUUCGCUUGUGAAUGCCAUGUCGCUGCUCAAGGGCAAAGGUGCCAAGGUUAUCGCUGCUACGCAAACUCCCAACAAUCCCUGGGAGACGGGCAGAUUCGUCUAUGCGCCAGCCUCGCUGUCAGCAGAUACGCAGGCUGCAGCUCGAGCUGUCGGCGCCGAAUUCAUCGAUCAUGGGGCAACACUCGCAGCAUCCUACAAAGCGCUGGGCGCUGCAAAAACGAAGGCGCUGUUUCCGAUUGACCACACGCAUACCAAUGAGGCUGGCGCCCGUGUCGCUGCAGCGGCAUUUGCCAAAGCGGUCAUCUGCAGCAAGAGUCUGCUGUCGCAUGCUGUCAAGGAUGUUGCGCUGCCUGCAGAAUGUGCAUAG
Messenger RNA from Mixia osmundae IAM 14324, 753 nucleotides. RefSeq names its product carbohydrate esterase family 12 protein. Lineage: Eukaryota; Fungi; Basidiomycota; Mixiomycetes; Mixiales; Mixiaceae. Gene Ontology annotation, molecular function: hydrolase activity. The transcript has 3 exons. The coding region runs from base 1 to 753 and encodes 250 amino acids. The record is from RefSeq and is a predicted model, not a curated record.